AUGACAAUGUCACAGCGAUCAGUCCAAUCUGUUAUUCUGAUCACAGAGCCCGGAAAAGCUGAAAUACACCAUGACCUCCCCAUUCCAACCCCAAAUACCAAGCAGCUUCUAAUCCGAAUACACGCCGUAUCUCUCAAUCCCUCCGAUUCAAUGGCACUGCACAGCUUUGCAAAACCAGGCUCAGGGAUGGGAUUUGAUUUCUCGGGUAUCGUGGAUGCAGUCGGACCUGAAUGUACGGAUUGGAGUAUCGGGGAUCGUGUUGCGGGGCUUGUUCAUGGGUGCUAUGGCCCAGAUUAUACGAUCGGGGCGUUUCGGGAAUAUAUCACGGUUGAUGCUGAGAUGGUCAUUCGAGUACCGGAUCAUUUAGACCUGAGUGAAGCAUCGACUCUGGGGAUGGGCGUUAGUACUGCUGCACAGGGAUUGUAUCAAUCAUUGAAAUUGCAACUACCACACAUUGAUGCUGCGAGAAAAGACGAGACCGUACUGAUCUAUGGGGGAGGAACGGCAACGGGCUAUAUUGCAGUACAGCUGGCAAAACUAUCUGGAUAUCGCGUCAUCACAACAUGCUCCAAGCACAGCAUGGACAGAAUCCGAUUGUUGAACCCGGAUGAGAUAGUUGACUACACUCAUCCUGAUGCCGUCGCCAUGACCCAGAAGCUAGUUCGUCCAAAUGGCCUAUCACUCAUCCUCGACUGUGUGGCCAACGAUUCUACUGCCGCAUUUUGCUAUCAAUGCUUCAGUCCACAAGAAAACCAGCCCUGCAUACACGCCUCGCUGAUGCCGAUCAACAACAUCCCAUCUCACGCUGCAUCAAUGAAGAUAACCAACAAGUUCAAUUUAGUCUACACUUGCUUUGGGAAAGAGUUUAAUCUAAUGGGUCAAACAUGGGAGGCUUCUGAGCUAGAUAGAAAGUUUAUGAUCUCGUUCUAUCGGAGGAUGGAAAGGCUGUUGGAACAAGGCCAAUUGCGGUUGAUGCCGGUUGAUAUUAGAAAUGGGGGGCUGAAGGGUGUUUUGGAGGGUGUUUCCGAGUUGAACAAAGAUAAAGGAAGAAAGUUGGUUUAUAUUGUAAGACCCGAAGAAAGUACAGGAUAA
Molecule: messenger RNA, 1092 nt
Organism: Aspergillus wentii DTO 134E9
Lineage: Eukaryota; Fungi; Ascomycota; Eurotiomycetes; Eurotiales; Aspergillaceae
Product: zinc-binding alcohol dehydrogenase family protein
Exons: 3
Coding region: 1-1092 (363 amino acids)
Molecular function (GO): oxidoreductase activity, acting on NAD(P)H
Source: RefSeq, a predicted model, not a curated record